Dalotia coriaria is the source of this 975-nucleotide messenger RNA. It is a transcript of the gene sel, whose product is annotated as canopy family protein seele. Gene Ontology annotation, cellular component: endoplasmic reticulum. The record is from RefSeq and is a predicted model, not a curated record. Lineage: Eukaryota; Metazoa; Arthropoda; Insecta; Coleoptera; Staphylinidae.
AACACAGAUAACACAAAAACUCGAAAAACAACACGAAACAAAGUUGGCAAAUAAGCCCAAGACACGUGUCCACAUUGUUCCGCCGCCAAAACACAUUAUGUGGUUUUGUAAAUUUGUCUGAUUAUCACUUGCACACAAUCAGUUACCAAUGUGAUAACACGUCAGAUAUUCGCAAUCCACUUGCUCCUCAACACUAUAACUUCCACGACUUGUUAAUUCAUUCACAGUGAUUUAUUAAUAUUUCAUUGAGUGAAUAACUGUGUAAAAAUGCGAGCUGGGCUUCCAUUCACCGUGUUCUGCCUUGUGUUGGUGGCUUGUGCACAGGCAGGUCAGAAAAUUGAUCCAACUGAAUUGAAAUGUCUUGUUUGUGAAACACUAGAAGAAGCACAGGUUUUAUUGAGCAAAGUUGAUCCUGAUCUGAAAGUAGAUGCUGGUGGAUACAGACUUGACAGUGAUGGCAAUGUCAAUAGAAAACAAGUUUCCCAGGCCACAAGUGAAAUUUAUCUAUCUGAACUCUUGGAGGAGGUCUGUGGUAAAAUGGAUGAUUAUGUGAGAGCCACCUGGAAGACAUCAGGUGGACUCACAUUGAUUAAAUUGAUUGAAGAUGGAAAGAUGACUCCUCUUAUGGAUAAAGUUGAUAUUAUUCAAGAUGGUGAUCUGAACAAAAGCUUAAAAUAUUAUUGUGAAACUUUGGUUGAAGAGUUGGAAGAUGUAAUUGUGAAAAAUUUGGCAGAAGGGGCUGAUAACAUUGAUAUCAAAGUAUGUUCCAUUGCUGCAGGGUAUUGUGAUAAGAGAUUACCUCAAAGUGAAUUAUAAUAAUACUUCAAAAAAUGUACUAAAACAUUCCAGAUUGGUAUAAAAUACAAAUAUGUUUGCAUUUUGUGCAAUGAUAAUGCAAUUUUGAUAGAUUGGUUGAUUUUAUAAUAUUUAUGCGAUUUCCAUGAAACUGAUGACUUAAUAAAUAGUUUACCAUAA